Molecule: messenger RNA, 1215 nt
Organism: Lentinula edodes (shiitake mushroom)
Lineage: Eukaryota; Fungi; Basidiomycota; Agaricomycetes; Agaricales; Omphalotaceae
Product: Alpha/Beta hydrolase protein
Exons: 3
Coding region: 1-945 (314 amino acids)
Biological process (GO): proteolysis
Molecular function (GO): serine-type peptidase activity
Source: RefSeq, a predicted model, not a curated record
AUGGCGUCCCAGUACAAACCGAUCGAGAUUCUCUUCAAACAUGCGGAUGGUAUCGACAUUAGUAUGGAUGUCUAUCUGUCUCCUUCGGCCUCUUCUCAAAGUCCAGCUCCAAUUCUUCUUUGGUGGCACGGCGGGGGUGUCUCUCCUCACCAUCUUCGUGCUCCGGCGAAUCACAAUAUAACCUUUGUCUCUGCGGAUUAUCGCCUUGCACCACAAUUCCGCCUUCCAACUAUCCUCUCUGACUGCGCCGACGCAAUCAAAUUCCUCCACAGUGAUCAGUUCAAGAAAGCGACUGAGGGUCGUGCAGAUCCGACUCGGGUGAUAUUAUCUGGAUCUUCUGCGGGGGGAUGGCUGUCCCUCCUGUGUGGAUAUGUCAUCGGGUUCGAUGAAGCGGGAGUACCCAAACCGCCGAGUGUACAGGGCGUGGUCCCGAUCUACCCUAUCACAGAUUUGGAGGAUCCGUUCUGGAAUACAACGCAAAGGCCUGUGAAAUACAUGAACAGGGUAGUCGCAUACGAGGAAGUUCAGCCUUUUCUCGAUCCCAAUGACCCAGAGAGUCGAAUUGCUUCUUCUGCGUUGGACAGUCCAAGAGCUAUCUUCUAUAGCUAUAUGGUGCAAGAGGCUCUCCUGGCGGACCUCUUACUGUCCAGCACCAAUAUUCCUCCAACCACAUUUUCUGUUGCCAGAUACCUGAAAGCCCUUUCUUCUCCCAACAAAAUGUCUGUUCCUCCGACGUACAUAGUACAUGGAGAUAAGGACCUCAAAGUUCCUGUAGAGCAGUCCCGAAACAUUGUGGAGGCGUUGAAGGACCUGCAAAAGACUCAUGUUGACGUCGAGUAUGAGUAUGAGGAACUUCCGGGUCUAGAUCACCUUUUUGAUCGAGAGCCAAAAUCUCAGAUGGAAAACAUGUACACGUUUAUUCAGAACGUUUUCAACUCUCAGUAGGCACAUUCUAUAGCGUUCUUGGAUCUAUCGAUGUAUCAGUACUCGAUCCUGAGCCGGUAAUGAAACUCACAGCUUACCUUACCUUACCUCCUUGUUCAUGGAGCAGAUGUCAAUAUCCAUGGUGGAUUUUUUGGAAGUGCCCUUCAGGCUGCUGUAUAAGGGAAAUAAUGAUAUUGUGGAGUUUCUUCUGGCCCAUGGAGCUAACAAGUAUUGAGGGUGUAAUAUGGCAUUGCUCUACAAGCUGCCUUUUAAUCCAAUAAGACAACUGCU